Oncorhynchus mykiss (rainbow trout) is the source of this 1453-nucleotide messenger RNA. RefSeq lists its product as uncharacterized. The record is from RefSeq and is a predicted model, not a curated record. Gene Ontology annotation, molecular function: histone binding. Gene Ontology annotation, cellular component: nucleus. Gene Ontology annotation, biological process: positive regulation of transcription by RNA polymerase II; negative regulation of apoptotic process. Lineage: Eukaryota; Metazoa; Chordata; Actinopteri; Salmoniformes; Salmonidae.
GAAGAUUGACAACAAUCUGUCCAAUAAGAACCGCUUUAGCGUGUUUGUUACUUUAGAUUGUCCAAUUACGUUUUAGAUCGACGGUCUUCAUUCUAACUAAUGGACUACAGUUGAGCCUAACAGAUGUCGCUGGUGUUCAUAACUCUCUCCUCAGCGUGUCAUUGAAACAGGCUUAUAUCACUGCCAUACACAUCAAACUAAGUAUUUAUUUCGGAAGUAUAUUAUACCCUUAAAUUAAACUAGCUAUGGCUGAUACCGCAGUAGAGACGACCACAACCACCGAGAUUUCAGCAAAGGAGCUUAAAGAGAAGAAAGAGGUUACCGAGGAGGUGAUGGUGGAGAAGAAGGAGAACGGCAGUGGGGACGUACCUGGCAAUGAAACACACACAAAUGGUGCAGAGGAGACAAAUGGUGCAAAGGAGAAGACAAAUGGUGCAAUUCAUUCUGAAGUAACUCCAGAGGUUGAAGAGGAUGGAGAGGGAGAGGAUGCAGAAGAAGAUGCAGAAGAAGCUGCUGAUGAGGAGGUUGACCACCCUGUGAAGCGCCCAGCUGAGGAGGAGGAACAAGGGGAAACAAAAAAACAGAAAACAGAAAACGAUGACUCAAAGGAAGCUGAAGUGGAGGCCUAGAACACUCCGCCUGUACCCUUCCGCAGCUCUGUCUACAUGACGUUGUCAACUUCACCUUGUAGAGCUUGUGCUUUAUGUAUGUUUUACAGAUUUUGUUUGCCCCCAAGAUAUUACAUUGCACUGGAGUCCUUAAACAUAGUGGCCUCCUCCCUUUUUUUAUAAGAUGUUAUUUAUUGGUUUCUUACGCAAAAAAAACUUGUGCAAAUAGGAUCCAUGCUGUUUUAUCAGUAUGUUAGUUUGUGUCUGUAUGAGUUAAGCACAUUCUCUACGUUGUUACUGCUGACCAGUUGAUUCAGGCAGGCAGCUGCACCCUUCUCCACAUUUUCAAGGUGACCUCAGACUCACUAAAGACCAAAGAUAAGUUUUAAGCAGGGGCUAAUGGACUAUUGUUAGCAUUAUUAGUUCAGGCUUUUUUAAUACCUUUUGUUUAGUGCUGCUGCUAGUAGUUAAUCCUUUGUCUGACUGAUCUGUUAACACAACAAUGGCACAAAUAAAAUAACACCUCCGUGAUCAAAGAUGGCUUGAUCCUGUUUAGGGGUCUGGCUUCUGCAAUGUUAAUUACCCCCUGUUAAUUCUUAAGGCGUUGGUCAUAUGUUUUGUAUGCAUUUUAAAACAAGUUUGUACCCAAGAUACUGUUUUUCUGUUUUAUUUUCAGUUAUUUUUUGUCUGGUUGACUCAAAUUGUCUACAAUGGUCUUUAUCAGAACAACAUUCCCAACCUAGUGUUCUUUCUCUUCUAGUGCAGUUAUAUUUCAUGAUUGCUUUGGCCACUGCUUUGUAUAUUCUGGUUGUUGAUGAUUAAAUAAGUCAGUCUUGUCUUUUUAA